This is a messenger RNA of Athalia rosae (coleseed sawfly), 3163 nucleotides long. Its product is annotated as uridine phosphorylase 1. Gene Ontology annotation, cellular component: cytosol; cytoplasm. Gene Ontology annotation, molecular function: uridine phosphorylase activity. The record is from RefSeq and is a predicted model, not a curated record. Lineage: Eukaryota; Metazoa; Arthropoda; Insecta; Hymenoptera; Athaliidae. The transcript has 6 exons. Gene Ontology annotation, biological process: uridine catabolic process; nucleotide catabolic process. The coding region runs from base 519 to 1697 and encodes 392 amino acids.
UCAUUACCUGAUACAGUUCGUCGAAUUACAUAAAACCAAAAAAUUGUCAAGUGAAUUUUUUGCGGUGGAAUUCAAUGGGUAUUUCUCGUUUGAAUAUUCAUCUUUAGCCGAAAAACCGAUCCGAAUGAAAUAACAGGAGAACAGGAGAACAGGGGAAUAUUUUCGACGAUUGACGGUGAAAAUGGAGGGGCAAACUUCGCGCUCGCCAUUGGGCAUAGUUGUACCUACUAUAAUGAAACCUUGUGUACUUCAAGAGUAUGUCUUAUGCGGAUGCAUUAGUGUCCGUGCGUAUGUACAACACUGCAGUCGCUGGUCUGUUGCGAGAAGGUCCAGAUCAGAUUCUAUCGCGUUCAGCGAAGCUGUACCCCGAGCUGUACACAAUUUUAAGACGCGAGAUCGCGAGUUCGGAGGCUUUGAUUUUAUCGGGUUUUUAAUAAUAAAAAUUCCAACUAGUAUAAGUCGCUAUCGAACUAGUACGAUCGUACAUCGGUUCGCAAAAUAUUUUCGUCUAGAAUUAAAUGAAUAAAAAUAAUAAAAUGCCCAUUUGCACCUGUAAAAACAACGGAUACGUCGUGGAAAGUGAAGGUGAUGGAUUGCGUUAUCAUAAAUGCGAGACAAAACAUGCACCUAACGAAACAUCUGUAAAACACGAAUCGACAAACACAUCAGGAUCAAACGGGGAAAAUAAAGAUUUAGAAACUAUGAGAUAUCCCGAUGGCUCGGUCAGACUUCGUAAUCCGAACAUUGAGCUCAUGGACCAGGACAUUUUGUAUCAUCUUGCCCUCGGCAGUGAAUCACACGAUCUCGUUGAGAUGUUCGGCGAUGUUAAGUUUGUAUGCUUGAGUGGCACGCCCAAGAGAGUGGAACAAUUUGCAAACUACAUUAUGCAAGAAAUUGGUCACAAACUUCCCUGCGGUACAACGUUGCUCGACAUCAGUCAGUUCUCCUAUCGUUAUUCCAUGUACAAAGUUGGCCCUGUGCUUUCCAUAAGCCAUGGAAUGGGCAUUCCCUCAGUUGGAAUUUUGCUUCACGAGGUCAUUAAACUGAUGUACCACGCCAAGGUCAAGGAUCCAAUAUUCUUCAGGAUCGGAACAUGCGGUGGUAUCGGGCUGGAAGGCGGUACCGUCGUCAUAUCCGAAGAAGCGGUAGACGGCCUUAUGAGACCAUUUUUAGAACUUCCAGUUUUGGGUAGAAUGGUACACCGACCGGCGAGGCUGGACAAGCAUUUAAUACGCGAAUUGCAAGCGUUUGCUAAACCCGAUCAAGACCCGUACGACACGGUGGUCGGAAAAACGAUGUGUACCUACGAUUUUUACGAGGGACAAGGACGCCUGGAUGGCGCAUUUUGUGAUUUCACGGAAAAUGAAAAAAUGGAUUAUCUUAAUAAAGUGCACAAGGCGGGAGUCGUGAAUAUUGAAAUGGAAAGUUUAUCUUUUGCGGCUCUAACGCAUCAUGCUGGAAUAAAAUCGGCCGUCGUCUGCGUAACUCUUCUUGACCGUCUCAAGGGCGAUCAGGUACUGGCGCCGAAGGAAGUAUUGGACGAAUGGCAAAUGCGUCCACAAAAAUUAAUAUCUCGAUACAUUACAAGAUAUCUACAACGCAAGGGUCGCCUUUCCGUUGAAGGUCAUGGAUCAAUGUGCGUGAAAAGCCCCCGCCGUUUCAAACUCGUACAACAAGAAUCCGAGACUUACGAUUAAAAUAAGUAGUGCUUCCCUUGAACUUAAUUAAUUAUUAUUUUUUGUUCACCUGCAGUGAACUAAUACUGUAUCGUAAUGCAAAUACUUCAAUGUACAGAAAACUAUCAUAUUUGAGCCCUGGUAGUGCAACCCACGAAAAAUAUUAUGGCUGGACCAAUAACAUGAUGUGGCUAAAAUUUUGCUAUUAAUUUUUUACUCAUGCACUUAAGUUUUUUCUUCUUUGUUUUUCAUGACAAUUAUCGACACAAUCAUGGGUAUGAUAAUGUGUAUGCGCAUGUUACGGUGCACCACACUCGAUUUUCGAAUCAUUUAUACAUCAUAUGACUCUUGGAAUUUAUCAUGUUUAUUUGUAAUCGAAACGGGAUAUCCAACGAAUGUAUUGUAACGCGUGGCGCAGAGAAGAAAAAUUGUAUUAGGUUUGUUUUACUGUUAUUUUUUAUUUAUUCGUUUUUUACUCUUUCUUGCCUCAUAUCAUAAUUUAUACGGUAAUUAAUUUUAACAGCAAAGAGAAAAUACUAAUACGGUAUUACAUCGUAUCUUUAGACAAAUACAGGUAAUGUAAAAGACUUAAUAAUGUUGUUCGUAUUAUUAUCGUUAGUAUCGUCAUUAUCAUUAUUAAUUAUAACAAGAAACAGAGACAUGUUUUGAUGAAAACUAAAUUUGUUCCUUUUAUGACAGAUGUACAAUACACCUAUUUACUUAAAAAUCUCAUGGGUUGCUCUAUGAAGGAUUAAACUAGAACAGCGAAAUAGUAAAUUGACGCUUGCGCCGAAAACAUUUUAGGUAUUUACACACAAGGAUUCACAGCUGUACUGGAUUCUGAAGUGAAAAUAAUCACAUCCACCUGUGAAAUAAUCGUUUAUUGUCUGUUAAUAAAUUAAUAAUUUCUUUUCGAUCUUUACAUGGAAAAUUUCGUGGAAGAAUUGGAACUUCAAUUUCACCAAAUAUCAGAAUUUCACAGCUAUAGUUUAUGAAUUAUAAUUUUGAAUUACUGAAAAAAUUAUACUUACGAAGUACAAAAGGUGUAAACUGGCACAAAUUUCCAAAUACCAAGACUACACAUUCUGUCACUGUUAUACGAGGGUGGGGUGCCAAUUUUAAAUUUACCAUGUUUUCAUUCGAAUCAUCAUUUGGUUUUUGCUGCUCUUUUGGAGCUCGUUUCAAAAGAUCACAAAAGGGGCCAAAAUCAAAAGUGCCAAUGCGAUCAACAAAGAUGCUAGCUCCAUCGAAAGCUCAAUCGUAAAAUUUUGUUUCUUUGUGGUUGAUUGAAGCACGUUCAUUUUUUCAAUCUCCACCCUUGUAAUGUGUAGAAUAUCGAAUAGUCGCACUUACUGAACUUUCGUCAUAUCAAAGUCCUUUUACAUUCCAUACGAAUUAAUCGCAGUAUUCGUUAAAUUGUUGGUGAUGUAUGCCGUUGGCAGCUACUUAGUUAAUGGUGUUUCAAUAAAUAAAUUUGGUGUCCUCUA